AUGACAGCAGCAAUGUUCCUACAUCUAUAUACUUUACUAGGGAAAAAUAGAACUAUUUUGAUAUUAAUAUAUUUUAGUUUUAGAGUCAUAAAAUGUGAUCAGUUUGAGGACAAUGAAAGAAAAGGAAUUGUUAUGGGAGCUGAUGCAGAGUGCAGAUCUAUUGGAAAUGACAUCCUAAAUGUUAAAGGGGGUUCUGCAGUUGAUGCUGCUAUUGCAACUAUGCUGUGUCAUGGUGUGAAAAUGCCUCAUGCCAUGGGCAUAGGAGGAGGCUUCCACAUGGUGGUAUACGACCGCAAAAGCAGAAAGGCGGAACACAUAGAUGCCAGAGACAUGUCACCAGCGGCUGCAGAUAUCAACAUUUUUAACAAUGAAAAAUUUGUUAAUCACACAUUGCAUGAUUAUCAAACUAAAUGGGGUUUGCUGUCCAUAGCAGUACCCGGUGAAUUAUCUGGCUACUGGACUGCCCACCAAAGACAUGGGAAACUGCCAUGGGCUGACCUCUUUCAACCAACAAUAAAACUUGCACGUUAUGGUUUUCCUAUGACAAUGUACACUGCAUCUGCACUGAACUCUUGGAGUGCCACUAGAAGGGACCCUGUUGAUGAUGAAUCUCUUUGUGAAAUAUUCUGCAACCCAGAUGGAACACGAAAGCAAGAGGGAGACUUAUUCAAAAUGCCAAAGCUAGCAGAUACAUUGGAAAUAAUUUCUAAACAGGGUCCUAAAGCAUUUUACGAUGGCUGUCUCACUGACAAAAUCAUCGAAGAACUAAAUUCGUUAUCGAAAGAUGUAACUGCUACAAAUGUUUCUGAUAAGUAUUUCACUAGAGAGGACUUUAGGAAUCACCAGGUGAAGGUCAGGGAACCCUUUACCACUAGAUUGAAAAAUCUGACAAUGUUUGCCCCGACAAGCCCUGCAUCUGGUCCUGUGGUGGGAUUCAUGUUAAAACUUAUGGAAGGUUUUGAUAUUCAAGUGCCACCAGGAGGUAAAAUGGACAAUAUCAGUGAAGCAAAAGUAUACCACAAGAUGGCUGAGGCUAUGAAAUUUGGGGUUGCUCAUAGAUUACAACUUGGUGAUAUACCUGAUCUAAGUAUCCUAGACAAAAUGAAAGAUGAGAAAUAUAUUGAUGAGAUAAGGAAGAAGAUAGUAGAGACAUCCCAUGAUAAUAAAUACUCCUAUGCUGAGAAAUUUGCCAAAGAGGAUGGUGGAACUCUUCACUUCUCAAUAUUUGCUGGAAAUGGAGAUGCUGUGUCUGUCACCUCUUCUAUCAAUGCACCGUUAGGAUCUUAUCACAGAUCUAGAUCCACUGGUGUUAUAUUUAAUAAUAUGAUAACAGAUUUCACAUAUGAUAUACCACUUACCAGACAACUACUAAAACACAAGUUCCAUGAAGCAAAUUUGAUAGGACCUAGGAAGAAGCCCAUCUCGUCCCAAUCACCAACCAUACUUGUAGAUGACAAAGGAGAGGUCCGCUAUGUAGUCGGAGGUGCUGGGGGUUUCCACAUUAUCAGUGCAUUGUUACAGGUUAUAACUCGUAUUUUAUGGCUUGGGCAAGACAUUAAGACUGCUAUUGAUAUGCCUAGAAUGACAAACACCCUAGUCUUCUAUAGACUGAGAUAUGAGAAGGAGUUUGAUGUGAAAACCCUACGUUUGCUUAAUUUGAUGCGCCACAAGACUAGGCUUUUUGACUCGCUACCUUGUAUUGCUCGUGUGGAGUGCAUAAUGCAGCAUAAUAAUGGAACAAUUGAAGGCUAUUCUGAUCAAAGGAAAUUUGUGACAUAAACUGAUUUGUACUGGAGAAAGUUGCUGUAUACAGGGAUAACCUCUGAAUCAAGCCUACAUAUGUAUUUUUAUAUGUUAUUUAUUUAUUUAUUGGAUUCACUUUUAAAACAGAGGCACACACUAAACUGCAUGUAUGCAUGUAUAUAUUACAUGUAUGUAUAUGUUAGUUACAGUAUAACUUGAAAUAUAUAGGCUAGUAUUUGUUCCCUAAAAUGUUAAUUCUUUGAUAUAAAUAUAUAUUGCUCUCUAAAAGCAUUGAAGAUUGAAUUUUAUGACCAUUUUUUCAUGACUUUUAGCCUUUUGUUUUUCAAAAAUAAUCGAAAUUCAUACCAUUAUUACCAAUACCCAUGGUGCCAUCUA
Owenia fusiformis is the source of this 2139-nucleotide messenger RNA. The record is from the annotation of a GenBank genome assembly. Lineage: Eukaryota; Metazoa; Annelida; Polychaeta; Sabellida; Oweniidae.